Mirounga angustirostris (Northern elephant seal) is the source of this 1276-nucleotide messenger RNA. It is a transcript of the gene BRIX1, whose product is annotated as biogenesis of ribosomes BRX1. Gene Ontology annotation, biological process: ribosomal large subunit assembly; rRNA processing. Gene Ontology annotation, molecular function: rRNA binding. The record is from RefSeq and is a predicted model, not a curated record. Gene Ontology annotation, cellular component: nucleolus. Bases 77 to 1138 code for a protein of 353 amino acids. The transcript is spliced from 10 exons. Lineage: Eukaryota; Metazoa; Chordata; Mammalia; Carnivora; Phocidae.
CGGUACCAUAGAGAUCGGAAAGGGGAGCGAGCGGCAGAGCCGGAAGGAAAGCCGAGAGCGAAGGCGGUCAGGCAAGAUGGCGGCGACCAAGAGGAAGCGGCGUGGAGGCUUGGCGGUUCAGGCGAAAAAAACAAAGAGGAACGAAAAAGAUGCCAAGCAGCCAGCUAAGCUGCGCGACAUGGCAGAAGAGGCGGAGGAGGAAGAGAGAGACCGUAUCCCAGGCCCCGUUUGCAAGGGCAAGUGGAAAAAUAAGGAACGGAUUCUCAUCUUUUCUUCCAGAGGAAUAAAUUUCAGAACAAGACAUUUAAUGCAAGACUUGAGAAUGUUGAUGCCUCAUUCUAAAGCAGAUACAAAAAUGGAUCGUAAAGACAAGUUAUUUGUCAUUAAUGAGGUUUGUGAAAUGAAAAACUGCAAUAAAUGUAUCUAUUUUGAAGCUAAGAAAAAACAGGAUCUCUAUAUGUGGCUUUCAAAUUCACCUCAUGGGCCAUCUGCUAAAUUCCUCGUUCAAAACAUCCAUACCCUAGCUGAACUAAAGAUGACUGGAAACUGUUUGAAAGGUUCUCGGCCCCUUUUGUCUUUUGACCCUGCUUUUGAUGAAUUACCACAUUAUGCUUUGUUAAAAGAACUCUUAAUUCAGAUCUUUAGUACACCACGAUAUCAUCCCAAAAGCCAACCAUUUGUGGACCAUGUGUUUACUUUCACCAUUUUGGAUAAUAGGAUAUGGUUUCGGAACUUUCAGAUCAUAGAAGAAGAUGCUGCUCUUGUAGAAGUAGGACCUCGCUUUGUCUUAAAUCUCAUAAAGAUUUUCCAGGGAAGUUUUGGAGGACCAACUUUAUAUGAAAAUCCUCACUACCAGUCACCAAACAUGCAUCGGCGUAUCAUAAGAUCCAUCACAGCUGCAAAAUACAAAGAGAAACAACAAGUGAAGGAUGCACAGAAAAUGAAAAAGAAAGAACCAAAGACUAUUCUUCCACAUGAUCCCACUGCAGAUGUUUUUGUUAUACCAGCUGAGGAAAAGCCGAUAGAAAUACAGUGGGUAAAACCAGAGCCGAAAGUUGAUUUGAAAGCAAGAAAGAAAAGGAUUUACAAAAGGCAAAGAAAAAUGAAACAGAAGAUGAACAGUGGGAAUGCAAAAUGAAUCAGUGGAUAACUAACUUUUCAGUAAUUUUAUAUUUAUUUUGUAUUCAAUGUGUAAAUACUUUUUAUUAUCCAGGACUACCUUGUAUCUCAUUAGUGUGGCAUUUAAGACAAAAAUCAAAUUAAAAUUUGUGGCUUC